Molecule: messenger RNA, 2301 nt
Organism: Malassezia restricta
Lineage: Eukaryota; Fungi; Basidiomycota; Malasseziomycetes; Malasseziales; Malasseziaceae
Exons: 1
Coding region: 1-2301 (766 amino acids)
Molecular function (GO): protein binding
Source: RefSeq, a predicted model, not a curated record
AUGCAUGCGUCACGAGCAAGCACAGUUCGGUGGCAUGCAUGGCGCACGGCCGGAGCGGCACGCGGUGCGCUACCAGUGCGCAUUGAGCGCCGUCCUGAGGAGACAGCGGCUGUGCCUCGCAUACCGGCCGAUGUGCCCUUGGCGUGGCUGAGCACGCGGUCGCUGAUGGACUACUGCAUGGGUCUGGGGCAGUGGAAAUAUGCGCGCGAUGCCACCGCCCUGACUCUCGCUGACUUGCCGCUCCUGCAGUCCGAUCCGACGGCGCAGGAGCAGGUGCAGGCGACGCUCGCGACGCGCGACAUUCCCCUGCCUCGGUUCCUGCAGUGGUACAAUGCGUGUACACGCGCUGCUUGGCCCGAGUGCCGGUCUAUUUUGGCUGCACAGCCACUCGGAACGAUCCCGCCUUUUGUGCUGCAGCGUGCAUUGCAUCGCAUAGCAGGCGUGGCAGAUGCCGCCAGUGCUGUAGAGCUGGUGCGCCAGCAUAUACCCACCUACAGCGUGAGUGAGUCGCAUCGCCUGUGUCUGCUUCUACUCACGACGUGUAUUCAUCGUCACAAGGCUUGGCACGUGUCGCGGCCGCUCGUGGCCUGUGUGCUCGACACGGUGCACCGGUGGCUGGCCAAACCUGAUGCCCAGCGCACGACGUACGCCUCUACGCUCCUGGAAACGGCCUGGACUGGCUGGUUAGCCGGUAUGCCCGAUCCGCGUGCGUGUGAGGCCAUGCAGCGGGUCUGGGACGUAACGCAUGCCAAGGUGCCGUCAGCGGCCGAGGCCAUGGAGACGUUUGUGUGCGAACGAACGGCUUCGCGACACAGCAUCCAACGUAUACCCACGUCCGUGAUCCAAGCGUGGCUGCCUACCGCCAUACACAAGGAGGCCUUCUUGCAUCUGGCUGCGCGCGUCGCUGCCGUGCAGGGCGAUACGGAUGUGGCGCGUGCAUGUUACGAGCAGCUGCAUGGAGCGCCCGGCGCUACCUCGUCUUUCCUACGUGCCCUCGCCAUGUCGUCCUCGCAGGCCGAUCUGCGCGAGGCAUGGUCGCUGUUCGAUGCGAUGAUGACACACGCGCCACAGGCAUCGUCGACGCAUAUACCCGACUGGAUCGUCAUGCUGCGCGCCGCGGCGGGUGAUGCGCGUAUUCCCGUGCACCGUGUCGUGUCCCUGCUGCAGAUGCAAGAAGAGACCGAGGCCCUCGAUACGCCGUGGAACGUGCCUCCCAGCGUGCAAGCGCAGCUGGUCCAGUCGGUGGCGGCGCAUACAGCGCUCGUGGAAGGCCUCUUGGAGCGCGGAGAUGUGUCACGUGCAUGGGGCGUCUGGGAUGCCAUGGUGCACCGAGGCGUGGCCCCCGAUGUGUGGGCGCUCAAGACGCUGUGCCGCCUCUACUUUGUGGCUGGACACCCUGCACGGGCACUCGAGUGCGUUAUGCACUGGUGUCACCGCGGCGUGCGCCUCCCUGCGCCGCGCUCUGGCGUCGUACGCAUGCACGUGCCCAAGGUCCAUGACCUGGGCCAGUGUGCCAUGCGGGUGGACGCAACGCCGUCCUCUCGGCACGUGGUGCGCCUGCGCCCAACGACGCAUCUGGCGAAUACGCUUCUGCUGGGUCUCUACCGUGCGCGAGCGUGGGAAACGCUCAUGCUGGUGUGGCAUGCUCUGCAGCCCACACUGCAUGUGCAGCCCGACACGGCCUCCAUCGAUCUGAUGCUGCGUGCGGCGCGCGCCGAAGCACGGGCGUCCCAGGCGCCAUGCACAUGGGCACCAGCGGCCCGUGUGUACUUUGUACGCCUGCUCACAGCCCAGCAUCCCGAGCUGCAGGCCUGCACGAAUCCUCUCGAAGCACCCGGUCGGCGUGGAUGGAUCGUGCGCAGCGAGCUCCAGCUGCGCCGAUGGGAGCGGUGGAUGGAGGGACGCCUGCGCAGGCUUUGGCGAGGUGCAGCAGACAACUUGCCGCCCGUGACGAUAUCCACGCCGCUGCCGCAUGUAUGCCUCGACGCGCGCGUCUUUCAUCAUUAUGCGGAGCUCGUACUUACCCUGAUGGAGGUGGACUUUCCAGGCGCAUCCCACGCCACGACCGAUCAGCUGUGGGAGGAGCUGUUUCUCAUAGCCGCGUGGAUGCGUGCGCUGGACGUUACGCCGAUGCGUGAGACGCUGUGUCUGUGGUGCUCCGUGCAUGAUGAGCGACUUCCACCGGCCGCGAGCACCGCGUCGUGGCGCACAUGGCUGGCUCAGUGGCUGGGCGAGGCCAGCGUGCCGAGUGACGCCGAGCUGGGCGCAUGGUAUCGGGCGCAUCGCGCGCACAUAGACUAA